Molecule: messenger RNA, 1241 nt
Organism: Drosophila eugracilis
Lineage: Eukaryota; Metazoa; Arthropoda; Insecta; Diptera; Drosophilidae
Product: cilia- and flagella-associated protein 36
Cellular component (GO): axoneme; ciliary base
Source: RefSeq, a predicted model, not a curated record
GCAAAUGUUGACUAAACUUUUAGGUUUAGUCACUUCUUUGAGUUAUAGCGAAAAUGUCGAUGGAAGACUCCUGGGUAUUUGAUUCGCUGGUGUGCUUUCUGCACGGACCAAUUUGGAAUGCUCCGCUCCAGACUUUUAUCGAGCAAAAGUCCUUAGUCUUCGAUCCCAACCUGCAGUUGGAUGAGAACAACCCAGACAUUCUGCAGAUCCAUGAGGAAUACAAAAAUCUGGUAGAUUACAUGCUGGGCAGCUUUAUGGAGGAGAUGCAGAUUUCUCCAGAGCAAUUUGAAAUGGCAUGUCUUGAGGGUCGGCAGCAGGGUCAGGGCGAAAAUCCCUUCCAGUUCCACCAGGUGCUGUUCCAACAGAUUUGGGCCGCCAACGACCUUAAGAUAUUCAUACGUAUGAUGACGCAACGUAAUGUGGAGCUACAGUUACAGGCCCUCGAUCUCAUCGAGAAAAAUCAAUUAGCCCAAAGUGCCGCCGAUGAGGGGGACGACCACAGCGCUGACGCUUGCUCGGAUCCAGGUGAUACCGCCUCCGAGGUGGAUCAAAUGAUAGCAAAAACGGUGGCUGACGAACUAGAGAGUCCGGAAGCGGCUUUAACCCCAGACCAGGAGCCCAACAUGGAACUCGUUAAUGACAAGUUUCAGCGCUUGAAUCUGUUCUUCGAACAGGAGGAUCAUGUGGACCCCAAUGAUGUGGUAUCGCGACAGGAGUACCUGCGCCAGCAGCGAGACAAGAUUGUGGAGAUAAAGAAGCAGACGCGAGCGAAGCAAUUGCAAGAGACCAUGUCGCGGGGUACUCCACAUGCUCCAGAAGGAGCACGUCCCAGCUCCGCUUUAGUGGCCCAACAACUGCUAGAGAAUGGGGGACAGACCAAAGAACUUUCGAUGCCAGCACCUCUGGAGGCGGAAGAGAACGCUGCCCUCCAACUCAGACGCAAUCUUGCCAAGCGCCUGCGAAGCGAAGUGGUGGAACAGAAGUAAAUAGUUACUUUAUUUUCUAUUCCCAUUUAUUGCAGAUGCUCAGCCAGAAUUAACAAUGUGUUAGGUAUUGCGACUAGUUCAGUUGGUGGAUGUGACCUUAUGUUGUACUUGUCUGGUCACUACUCGUCCUUGUCCACACACAACCAACCCAGAAACGAUAGUGGGUUGUGUGUGGGCAUGGUCGAGUGUAUCUAUUAAUUUCCAUUAAGCUUUUUGUCAAAAUAAACAUAUUGCUAGUGAAGUGUUUCUAAAAAA